AACUACUCCGUCACUUUGUUUGCAAAGCUCCUCCUCGAUCCAUCGAUCACUGCACCGGCCGGCGGCACCGCGCUCGCAGGGGCUAGCCAACGAGACGGCAGCAAUGGCGGACCGUGACCGCAGCGGCAUCUACGGCGGCGCCCACGCCACCUACGGGCAGCAGCAGCAGCAGGGAGGAGGCGGGCGCCCGAUGGGUGAGCAGGUGAAGGGCAUGCUCCACGACAAGGGGCCGACGGCGUCGCAGGCGCUGACGGUGGCGACGCUGUUCCCGCUGGGCGGGCUGCUGCUGGUGCUGUCGGGGCUGGCGCUGACGGCCUCCGUGGUGGGGCUGGCCGUGGCCACGCCGGUGUUCCUGAUCUUCAGCCCCGUGCUGGUCCCCGCCGCGCUGCUCAUCGGGACGGCCGUCAUGGGGUUCCUCACGUCGGGCGCGCUGGGGCUCGGGGGCCUGUCCUCGCUCACGUGCCUCGCCAACACGGCGCGGCAGGCGUUCCAGCGCACCCCGGACUACGUGGAGGAGGCGCACCGCAGGAUGGCGGAGGCCGCGGCGCACGCGGGCCACAAGACCGCGCAGGCAGGCCAGGCCAUCCAGGGCAGGGCGCAGGAGGCCGGCGCCGGGGGAGGUGCAGGUGCCGGCGCUGGCGGCGGCGGCAGGGCUUCCUCGUAAGCAAGUCAUCCAUGCAUGGAUUAUGGAUAGAUGCGCGCGUGCGUGUCUAUCAGUAUCAGCAGCCAGCAGGGUCGUCGCGGAAUGCUGUGUUCCUGUACGUGUGGGUGACCGUCCUUCCGUCCUUCGUCUUUCUCCCCCCGAGUGUGUGUUACGUAUGUCCUGGUGUUCGUCGUGUGUGUUCAUCGCCGCUCCAGUUGAAUUCCGGUGUCUGUUCAUCGCCGCUCCAGGUCGUAGAUGUGAAUAUACUUUGCUAGGGGAAUAAGUGAUAAGUCUGUCUGGAAGGUAAUGUUUGAGCUUUGCUAGUGUGGCUGGGCACUCUGGUCACUGGUUGUGUUGUGCAUGCAUCAGCUGUAUGAUCGUCGUCUGUUGUGGAAAAUUGGUCAAUGUAUUCUCUUGCUGAAUAAUUUGUGACAUCUAAUUGUUAUGUAUCGUCUCUUUGCUGAAUAAUCAGUUUCUGAUUUAUCUUGCAUUA
This is a messenger RNA of Zea mays, 1136 nucleotides long. Its product is annotated as oleosin 18 kDa. Gene Ontology annotation, biological process: seed oilbody biogenesis; lipid storage; response to freezing. Lineage: Eukaryota; Viridiplantae; Streptophyta; Magnoliopsida; Poales; Poaceae. Bases 104 to 664 code for a protein of 186 amino acids. The record is from RefSeq and is marked provisional. Gene Ontology annotation, cellular component: membrane; monolayer-surrounded lipid storage body. The transcript has a single exon.